Benincasa hispida (wax gourd) is the source of this 2025-nucleotide messenger RNA. RefSeq names its product diacylglycerol kinase 7-like. Lineage: Eukaryota; Viridiplantae; Streptophyta; Magnoliopsida; Cucurbitales; Cucurbitaceae. Gene Ontology annotation, biological process: phospholipase C-activating G protein-coupled receptor signaling pathway. Gene Ontology annotation, molecular function: ATP-dependent diacylglycerol kinase activity. Gene Ontology annotation, cellular component: membrane. The record is from RefSeq and is a predicted model, not a curated record.
UAUUAAUUAAAAUAUUCCACCAAUCAAAUUCCCAAUCAUCUCUUUUCAAUUUCCCUUUCCUCUCUCUCUCUCUCUCUCAUCCCUCUCUUUCCAACUCCUCUGACUUCGCCGGAAUGUUUAUGAUUUGAUUUCUUCACUCGAUCGCCCAGUUCUCCACCAUAUAUAUCUUCCCGGAAAAAACCCGACUCCAAUCCGGCACUUGAAGAUUCUGUGGAAGUAAUGAACUCGCCAUCGUCGAGAGGCGAAGGCGAUUCAACAACUCGAAUCGCGGCUCGAUCUUCCAUGAUCGAGUCAUUCAAGGGAUGUGGAUUGACAGGGUUGCGAAUUGACAAGGAGGAGCUAAGGAAGAAGCUCCGGAUGCCGCAAUACCUUCGGUUUGCUAUGAGAGAUUCCAUCCGGCUACAGGAUCCCAGCGCUGGAGAGAGCCGUUUGCCUGGUGCUAAUUCUAUCUCCGGCUCAGCUUUUGUUCCCGAGAAUGACGAUGGCCCUCCGGCGUCACCGAUGGUGGUGUUCAUUAAUCCAAGGAGUGGUGGUCGCCAUGGCCGCUUGCUCAAGGAGAGACUCCAGAUGUUAAUUAGCGAAGAACAGAUUUUUGACUUAACAGAUGUGAAGCCUCAUGAAUUUGUUAAGUAUGGAUUGAGAUGCCUUGAGUUAUUGGCUGGGCUUGGUGAUGCUUGCGCUAAAGAUGUUCGAGAGAAGAUGAGGGUCAUGGUUGCUGGAGGUGAUGGUACUGUUGGUUGGGUUCUUGGUUGUCUUUUAGAACUUGAGAAAAAGGAGCGGCUGCCUGUUCCACCAGUAGGAGUAAUUCCUCUUGGUACUGGCAAUGACUUAUCCAGAACCUUUGGCUGGGGUGGUUCUUUUCCUUUUGCUUGGAAGUCGGCCAUCAAAAGAUCCCUAGACCGGGCAACCACCGGUCAAAUUCGUAAGUUGGAUAGUUGGCAUGUUAUUCUCUCUACACCAUCUGGAGAAAAUGUGGAAUUACCCCAUUGCAUGAAACCUACAGAAGAGCAUGCUCUUGAUGAGAGCUUGGAAAUCGAGGAGGCAUUAUCAGAGAAAGCAAGCUGCCACGAAGGAGUAUUUUAUAAUUACUUCAGCAUAGGAAUGGAUGCUCAGGUUGCUUAUGGCUUCCACCAUCUACGUAAUGAAAAGCCUUACCUUGCACAAGGUCCAAUUGCAAACAAGCUGAUUUAUUCUGGCUAUAGUUGUGGUCAGGGCUGGUUCUUCACGCCUUGCUCUAGUGAUCCGAGGUUAAGGGGCCUUAAAAACAUUCUAAGGAUGCAUGUCAAAAAGGUCAAUUGUUCAGAUUGGGAGCAGAUUUUAAUCCCCUCGAGUGUAAGAUCUCUGGUUGCUUUGAAUCUCAACAACUAUGGUAGUGGCAGGCAUCCAUGGGGAAAUCUGACACCAGAGUACAUGGAAAAGAGAGGGUUUGUAGAGGCACAAGUUGAUGAUGGUCUUCUAGAAGUUUUUGGUCUAAAACAAGGAUGGCAUGCAUCACUUGUAAUGGGAGAACUCAUCUCUGCUAAACAUAUAGUUCAGGCUGCAGCAAUUCGAUUUGAACUUCGAGGUGGAGAAUGGAAAGAUGCAUUUUUGCAGAUGGAUGGAGAGCCAUGGAAGCAACCAAUGAGCGACGAGUUUUCGACUUUUGUUGAAAUCAAGAAGGUACCUUCUCACUCACUAAUGAUCAGUGGAGAAUAACUUGAGAGCUACACAUUGUUCAUGAUGCUGGUAAUUUCUUACUGUUAGGAUUAACCAUUAAUGUAAAGUAAACGGGUUGGUUGGUCGUUGGUCAUCCUUCCGAAAGAAUGUAAAUUUUUUUAUAUUGUGCAAGUAAUUUUUUUUUAGUUGUGGGGAGAGUUUGAUGUUUCAGAUUCAUUUGAAGGGAAGAACAUCUGGUUCUUGUUAGGACAGGAUGACUAAACAGCAAAUGAGUCGUGAGAGUGGCCAAAGCCUCGAAACUUAUUUAUUGUUUGUAUUGUGUGACAUUAAUUCAUUUAGCAAUUCAUGAAGCUCCCAAUCUUCUGAAGA